ACCGUUCCUUAGCAUUGACAAAAAAAAAAAAAAACCAACGUAACAAAAAAAUUGUUGACUGGGAAAUUCUUGUUAACUGCGAAUCCAAGGAAACUUCGUCUGAAGGGCACAGCUUCCGGUUUCCCUGUUUCUGUCUAUCCCCUCUCUGUUUUUUCUGCUUCUAAAGGGUUUUUCUUGUCUCAUUAUCUGAAUCUCUCUCUGUUGAUUUAUAUUCCAAAACAAUGGGUGAGAGUGCUAAGCGUCAUCGAGGACAAAGAGAUAAUGAUGGGGAUAGUAGGAAUCAGAAGAGAAGAUUGAAUGAUAAAAAUGAAAAAAACAAUGAUGAACUGGUUGUUUAUAGAAUACUUUGCCCUGAUGUAGUGAUUGGAAGUGUCAUUGGUAAAAGUGGUAAAGUCAUAAAUUCGAUUAGGCAGGAGACGAGGGCAAAGGUUAAGGUGGUUGAUCCAUAUCCUGGUGCCAAGGAUAGGGUUAUAACAAUCUAUUGUUAUGUUAAGGAUAAGGAAGAAGUUGAGGUAGAUGAUGAAUUCAAUGACAAAGAACCGUUAUGUGCUGCUCAGGAUGCUCUUCUUAGAGUUCACGCUGCAAUUGCAAAUGCUGUGGCUCUCAUAGGGGAUUCUGAUCAGAAACGGACAGAUAGGUAUGGGGAGGAAUGUCAAAUUCUCGUCCCAUCUAGCCAAUCUGCUAAUAUCAUUGGUAAGGCUGGCACAACUAUUAAGAAACUGAGGGGCAAGACCAGGACCAUCAUUAAGGUUACUGCUAAGGAUGCUGGUGAUCCCAAUCAUUCAUGUGCCAUGGAUUUUGACAACUUCAUUCAGAUAACUGGUGAACCAGAGGCUGUAAAGAAAGCACUUUUUGCUGUUUCUGCAAUCAUGUACAAGUUCAGUCCAAGAGAAGAAAUUCCUCUUGAGACGACUGUGGCAGAAGCUCCUCCAGCUCCAAGCAUUAUAAUCCCAUCAGAUGUCCCUAUUUAUCCACCAGGUGGCUUAUAUCCUAAUCCAGAUCCUACUGUACCUUCUAGAUCAGUUCCACCAAUAUUGGGUGCCACCCAUGUGCCAGAUCUUCAGGGAUAUGCUGAUACAGGGUGUACCUGGCCUGUGUAUUCAUCUGCUCUUCCUGUGGUUUCUGGUUUUGGUGGUGCAUCUCGAUCUGAAGAGUUAAAAAUCAGAGUACUAUGCCCAUUUGACAAGAUUGGGCGUGUCAUUGGCAGGGGAGGGGGUACUAUUAAGAGUAUAAGGCAGGCAAGUGGUGCUCGUAUCGAGGUUGAUGAUACAAAGGCUGAUCGUGAUGAGUGUAUUAUCACUGUCACAGCUACAGAGUCACCUGAUGAUUUAAAAUCCAUGGCUGUUGAAGCUGUUCUGUUGCUGCAAGGGAAGAUUAAUGAUGACGAUGAUAAUUCUGUGACUAUGAGGCUCCUUGUUCCAUCUAAGGUUAUUGGUUGUGUUAUUGGAAAAGGUGGUUCUAUUAUAAAUGAAAUUCGGAAGAGAACUAAAGCUGAUGUUCGUAUAUCAAAAGGGAAUAAGCCAAAGUGUGCUGAUGCCAAUGAUGAGCUCGUUGAGCUUGCUGGAAAAGUUAAUAAUGUGAGAGAUGCGCUUAUACAGAUUGUUUUAAGGCUCCGAGAUGAUGUUUUGAAAGAAAAGGACAGUGGUCCUAACCCUUCUGUAGGUGCAGAUUCUUUCUACUCAAGCAGUGCCAGUCUUGCAGUGCCAUCUCUCUUGCCUUCUGUUCCUCCAGUUCCUCCUUUGGCUUUUGAUCAAAGAGCUGAAAGUGGAAGUGGCCUUGGUGUGCUUCCUACAAGCAGCCUUUAUGGAUAUGGAACCUUGCCGAUGGGCGAAAGUGGCUAUGGGUCUAUGUCCUCAUAUUCAUCGAAGCUCUAUGGAGGGUUGCAUCCAUCUUCAACUCUUGAAAUAUUGAUCCCUGCUAAUGCGGUCGGUAAAGUGAUGGGCAAAGGAGGGCUCAAUUUAACCAACAUAAGGAAGAUAUCAGGGGCAAUGAUUGAAAUUUCUGAAUCCAAAUCCUCACGAGGGGAACGUGUUGCUCUUAUAACAGGCACUCUGCAGCAGAAGCGUGAAGCUGAAAACUUGAUUCAGGCAUUUAUAAUGGCCACCUGAAUUUUAUAGAUAUUCUUGGUAGUUGAAGGUGAAUAGUUAAAAUCUUGGAAUUUUCUCCCUCCUAUGUUCCCUCUUGGUAGUUCCCUUAGGUUUGGUUUUUGGAGAUGGCUUCUUGUUCUAGUCUUCUUCAACUGGACCACUUUUCUUUCUUCCAUAGCAGUGCCUUUCAAGAUCAUUCUGGAAGAUGUGUUGCUGGCUUAACAUUCAUGGGAGUUAGGUUGCAUCUUCAUUGCUUAAACUAUUCUCUCUCUGCAAUAUCUUAGAACGCUUUAGGAUCUUUCUUUCCUUGGUGCUGUUAUAUCAGAUCUUGUCUUUUCUUAGUAUGGGCAUCCUUCUUAUUUCCAAUAUUUUAUACUCUGAAUUUAAUAUUUGCGCCAAGAAAUAUUUCAAUGACCGUAACUGGCGAAUUCAUAGUAUGUUUAUUUAUUAUAUUUCUACCUUUCCAUCUCUUCUCUCAGCUGCUCAAUAGAAGGAUAUUCCUAUUGACGGUAGUGUGAAACCUUGAUGAUUAUUCCUCCAUCUUUUCCUUGGUCAGUUUGCAGUGCAAUUUCAAAAGAAAAAGGAAAUCAUACCCUGGAAAUAAAUAGACUAUUGACAAUUCGUGAAGCACUUCCUCCAUCCCUUUCUCUCUAUUCUGAAUCUUUUGCUGUGUUCCUGGCUUCAUGGAUGGAUCAUGAAAAUAGUGAACCAUGAAUGUGUUUUUAUCUCAUACAACUAUUUCAUUUCUGGGCUUCUCUUGAUACCUCGAUUAUCAUUUACUGCUGCGAAUUUCACAGCAUGUCUGAUAGGAAAUUCAGCAUAACUCCUGCAUCUGGAACUGUUUUCUGCUUGAGAAAGUGAACUGAAAUCUCAUUAUCUUACUUUUGGCUCUUGUACGUGGCUUGUGAAGAGAUUUCCUCACCUUGAAUAGAGAUGCCCUCCGCGGAACCUUUCCUAUCAAACAGGAAAUACAUGUGGUCCUAAAGUCACAACUCCUGUUCCAAGAAUUACUUGGUUACAUUUCAUCAACCUUGUUUCUAAAAUCGAAAAAUAGUUGAGCUUUAGCUUUAAGGAAUCACUGCAUUUUAUAGUUUGUUUGCAAAUUCCUUAUAUUAGGAUGUCAGAUACCAAUAUUAAUGGUUUCGUAGCUCAAGCAUCAAUAGUGAUGCUUGCUUCAUUAAAUAUCACAUUAUUUCCUAGAAUGCCACGAAUAUAUAACAGGAUAUAAGUGGUUGGUUGUGUCUGGACCUGACAUUUUUUCCCCAGACAACACAUUUUCCCUUCUUUCUAUGUCAUUUUUCUUUGCAGUGUUUUUCGAUCUUUCUUUUCUACCUCUGACUGAUCUCAUCCCACCCCCCUUGCAAUUGAUAACAAAGUGAAGCUGCUUUUUAUUUUUCACAAUAAAAUUGAGGUGGAUUGCUGUUUUUAUUGUUGUGCACCAGUUUUCCAAGGUUCAGUUAUUUUUAAGGAUUGCAUUAGCAUUUCAGUGAUGCUACACCAGCAUCCUACUCCCAUUUCUCAUGGUGUCAUCCAGCAGCAGUUUGAAUCCUUUGGGGCUUCUAGUGGCUGCUAGUCAUUGUUUCAUGUUGAAAUUCUGGCUGCCGGUGCCAUAUCUCAAAUGAUUCUGUGAUGUUUGUUUGCUCUAUGUCAAUUAACCAUAUUGCUAUUGAUCUUUUACCGCAUGAUUGGUUGCUAUAAUAGGCAACUGAGUUCUUUUCUUCUAUUUCUUCUGUUCUAAACCAUUGGCUGGCUUCUUAGUCUGUAUUUUAUGCUCUCCUCCAGCAUCUAUGUUUAGGACUGAUCACUUACUCUCCUCUAGCAUCUAUAUUUAGAACCACCUAUAUUAAGAUCAAUAUUUUUCCGAACUUUAUACUAUAUAUUAUUUUGUCAUCUAGGACUUUCUUUAGGUUGAUCGUUAUUUCUAGCAAGAAUAUAUUCAUUCUACUAAAAUGAUGCCACUGGAUGGUAUGUAGAACCAUUCGCAGUUCACACCACCCCUGCCCUAAGGGCCCUUUGAUAGCAGUCUUAAGUUAUAUUGACAAAUUUUUGUAAAUAUGUCAAGACAUGUUAGUGGUACUGUUCAAGGUUGUAGCUUCAGCUGGAAUGUUUAUGAUUGGAUUCAGAGCUGUUUUUCUUGGUUCUGGGAUCAUGUUUUGUAAAUGAACACAUGAAAGAGUUAUUAGCCAUGUAAGAAAUUUUGAUGAAA
Molecule: messenger RNA, 4293 nt
Organism: Theobroma cacao (cacao)
Lineage: Eukaryota; Viridiplantae; Streptophyta; Magnoliopsida; Malvales; Malvaceae
Product: KH domain-containing protein At4g18375-like
Molecular function (GO): RNA binding
Source: RefSeq, a predicted model, not a curated record